This is a messenger RNA of Silurus meridionalis, 2868 nucleotides long. It is a transcript of the gene top6bl, whose product is annotated as DUF4554 domain-containing protein. Gene Ontology annotation, biological process: meiotic DNA double-strand break formation. The transcript has 7 exons. NCBI's taxonomy places the organism in Eukaryota, Metazoa, Chordata, Actinopteri, Siluriformes, Siluridae. The record is from RefSeq and is a predicted model, not a curated record. The coding region runs from base 2013 to 2543 and encodes 176 amino acids.
CGGCAGCGUAACAACUCAUUAGUUCAUGCUCGUGGAAUGAUGAGAUGGACAACAUUAGCCGAUGCAUACCACUUUACUUGUUUUUAUGAAGAUAGAUUUGCAGGGUUACAGUAUAAUAUAACUCCCAGGUGGAUAAACUUGGAUUAACCAACCGCACUGCAGAACACAAAUCAUAUAAAUCGCACACAGGAAAAACAUCCAGCCCGCACACUUCUUUCCCGCACUACACUACCCAUAAUGCAUUUUACUCUGGACUUCAAUACCCAGAGAUAGUAGCCUUAAAGAAACAGCUCUUAUUUUCCCUCUAAUGCAACACUAUCUUAAUUUUCGUCGCAAUCUUCGCUUUCUGGCUUUGAUUCGGCAUCUUGCAGCGGCGUCUCGAGCUCGUAUCUCAAGUUUUUGCUCGCGUAUUAAAGCAAAAAAUCGACCGAGUGACUGCUCAUAUCUCAAAAAACUCGUAUGUUAGGGCACUCGUAUGUCGAGGUACCACUGUAUACACAUAUACAUAUCUAUCUUACUUUACCCUGACAUCACCCUGCGAGGCCACAUUUAUAUUCCCUGAUAUCCUUACUAACGCCACAUUUUUGUCACUGCACAGGCAUCACAGGCUUCAUAUACUCCCUUGUUAUUCCUCGCCUGCUCCCUCAAUAGAGUAUUUCCUCUGAAAUAGAGUGGGUAAAUAGCUUCAAAUAGCACAUGCUGAAAUUGGGGGAAUGUAGGAACGUAAGAUGGGUAAUUGCAAUAACAGUGACAUUUUUGUUGCUGAUUUGAAUCUGCAAAAAGGGGGGGAAUUUAGGAUUAAAAGUAGCUUAUUUAUGCUUAAGUAAACAUAACCCAUAGGAAAGUCUAUGGCAUGCCAGCGGAUACACUGGGAUGAGUAGAGCAAAGGUAGAGUUUAUUGCGGGUUUGUCGCAAUAACCUCUACCCAACAAAUGCCAAAAUCAAUCUAAAAGCUUUGCUUUAAUUUCACAACAUAUUGCAUUGCAAGCAAACACAAAAUACAGGACACUUUUAGGGGUUGAAAAUGCUGUAGUUCUGAAUAAUAAAACACCAAAAAAAAUUUUUUUUUAAUUCACUUUGCAGUUAAGUUGUAGAGAGCACAUACUUUCUUGGAACUGUCGCUCCACAUCUUUCCUGAGAUUCCUCUCUCGAGCAAGGGCCUCCAUACUGCCCCAAACGUCCAGAGCCCUACAACCACAAAACAACCAAGAAGAAAUUAAUCACUACACAAUGCAGAGAAAGAAAUAUGAAUAAGAAGUUAUAAAGUAAAUACUUGGCCUCCACGUCUGAACGUAAAAAGACUGUGAAUGCCUCCGUGUCAUCAUGAUGACUCUGUCUACGAAUCUUCCUCAGUUGCUUUAGGUCACUAAAAUACGCAAAUAUAAAACAUACACACGUAGAGUCAUCAGGACAACCAGCAUGUAACCAUAGAAUGGAUAAUACAAAUAAGCAUAUAUUAUUAGCAUCUUUACAAAUUAAACAAGGCUGAGAUGAAGGAUGUUGUUUCAAAUGUAGCCAGGCAAGUGCCUACCAGUAGGGGUGUGGUUGGCUAAUUAUUCCAAGACUUUUUAAGCAGGCACCGGGCAAAAGGCCUCGAAAUGUGGGCUUUGAUUUAAAAGCACAUGGGAUAUAGUGCUGCUUUGUUUGGUUGUGUUUGAAUUUGCCCCAGAGGAGGUAGGGCAAGUUUGUUUAAUUAUUUUAUUUAAAGGGAUUUAUUUUGAUUGUAUGGGAAAAUUGUUUUUGUUUAUUUAGAUGCAGAUAAAUUGAGUAAUGCUGUCUGUGUAUUUUGACAGCUGCUGGUGUAGGUAAAUAUAUGGGCUUUGUCUUAUUUUUGUUUUUAAAAGAUGGCAUGAAAUGUUUUAUUUGUAUUUUUUUUGGAAAUGUGUUUUGAUUCAGAUCUGGAUAAAUGCUUGAACAUCAACUGAUCGUUAUAUCGGCUAUCUGCCAAUGAAGCAAAUGAAGAGACUUUAGAGAAAUACUUGGACAAGGUGCUCCAGUACAAUGGAGAAAAAAUGAGGUCAGCCCUGCGAUCCCUUCUGGAAAACACACUCAAGGAAUUCCUGAAAAGAAAAAAGUCCAGUGAGACGUUCCAGUCGGCCAUGUCGGUGAUCCUGAGCUGUGUGAACAGUAUUGUGAUCGGCAGUAGCAAUGCAGCAUUUCGCUCUGCUUGUCUAAAGAGCAUGAAGGUACAGAACACCCAUGAACUGGCUAAAUCCAUGCAGCAAACUCUUCAGAGAGUCAUAAAUGGGCGUUAUACUUCCCGUUCAGGCUGCACAGCUCAGAAGACAGAAGAGGAAGCUGUUUCUGGACAGAAUAAUGCUGAGACUUGUGAAGAGGGACUGCCUGGUAAGAGAGCUCACAGAGAUAAAGAGCAGUCACCAUUAAUCUCUAAGAGACAGUGUCCAGACACCACUGCAGGAGAUUCAAAAGCCUCUACGAGCGUAUUGUGGGAGAAUCUGUCAAGUCCGAUGACGGCCAUGUUUUGUGAAGGACCGGGUGAAGAAAUGUGUUUAGAGGCAACUUCAUCCGGCCUUCCAUGUUGAGAGGGAAUGGCUUCAAGAGCUUGAAAAUCUGACUGAGUGGGAUUAAAGCAAGGAGUUCAGAAGAGCUACCAGCUGCAUUUUAUAUUCAUGUAAUACACUGUUCAACAUGUUUACUGUGUUCCUUUAGGAUAUAAUAGUAUAAAGAACAUUAAAGAACAUGGAAUGAAUUACUCAAGAAUUAGCUGUAGAUUCAGACUUUACCACAAGAUGGCGCCAACACAUCAGCGCCUACUGUAUGUUUUGUAUGGUGGCAUGCCAGUGACUCUGAACUGUUUUUUCUUGUUUAUUAUUUUAUGUUUACAAUAAAAGAUUAUUAAUAAUAAUA